Messenger RNA from Papaver somniferum (opium poppy), 636 nucleotides. RefSeq names its product F-box protein At3g07870-like. The transcript is spliced from 2 exons. NCBI's taxonomy places the organism in Eukaryota, Viridiplantae, Streptophyta, Magnoliopsida, Ranunculales, Papaveraceae. Bases 1 to 636 code for a protein of 211 amino acids. The record is from RefSeq and is a predicted model, not a curated record.
AUGGUAGUAGUAACUCAAGACGGCAAUGGGCCUCAGUAUUAUGAUCGUCUUUAUGAACCUACCUAUGUUUCUAAUCCUGUCACUGGUGACUACGUGAGUUUUACAGAAGUGGAUUUUUUCAGGCAGAAUAAGGUACAUUCUGUGGUGUGUGGUUUCGGUUACCAUCAUUCUAUCAAGAAGUACAAAGUUGUUAGAAUCUACUUUAAUAAGAACCAGACCUUGGGGCAGGUCCAGGUAUAUACACUUGGUUGUGCCAGGGGUUGGAGAGACUUGGGAGAAACUACUUACUGCUCAUUGCGGUACACUUGGCCGAGAGGUUUUUAUAAUUGUUCUCCAUUUGCUACACUUGCAAAUGGAGCCCUUCAUUUGCUUGACAAGGAACAGAAGAUUGUGUCCUUUGACUUGGCAAGUGAGAAGUUGUACUUGCUCCCACCACCACCUUUUGUCCGUGCUGCAAGGGUGAUGAACUAUUUUGAACUUCAGGUAUUGGGAGGAAGCUUCUGUUUUCUUCAUCAAAAGGAAAAUGAAUUCCUAGACAUAUGGUUCUUAAGGAGUAAAGGAGAGUUCAGUAGUUACGAUGUGAAUGAGCAGGAUUACGACUCAUUGAGUUCAGCAUCCCAGUUGGACGUGAUUUAG